Molecule: messenger RNA, 3196 nt
Organism: Heterobilharzia americana
Lineage: Eukaryota; Metazoa; Platyhelminthes; Trematoda; Strigeidida; Schistosomatidae
Source: the annotation of a GenBank genome assembly
GUGUACAGACAGGAUAUGUGUUCAGUGUAAUAGUGAAUUGAAUAUAAGAUAAAUGAAUGAGACGACAUGAUCAUUAGUAGUAUUAUUGCUAUUAACACAGCUAGCUAUUUUAUCUGAAGCUGAGCUAGGGAUAAAAAAGACGAGUCACUUCAACUCUUCUGUGCCAUACACAUACACAUAUACAUAUCCAUCAGUACGGUAAGUACCGCCGUGGCCAACACAGUUUGAUUUCUUGCAUUUUUAAAUGACAAUGAGCUAUGAGUCACUGACUAUCACUACACUUACAUUUCUUUUAUCUUUGCACUGUACACAAUGUGGUCAGGUUCGCUCAAAUCAUACCAAGAACACCAGUAAUAUUGGUGGUAGCCAUGGUGGUCCUGGGAGUGGACAUAGUGAUGGAGGCGGUGGUGGUCAUAGUAGCGAUAUAGUUGUGGCGAAAUGGGAAUUUUCUGACUUUGAAAUACACAUUGCUGUCAUGCUAUUUCUACUGAUUAUGAUACUCAUCAAAAUAACAUACCAUCGCGUACCGUAUGUGUCUGCCUAUGUUCCAGAAUCAUUUGUUCUCAUCGUCAUCGGUAUUAUCUUCGGUGCAAUUGUCCGGUAUGGGAUUGAAAAAGGAGUUGCAAAAAGAAAUGUUUGGAAGUUAACACCUUCAUUAUUCUUCACAUAUUUAUUACCACCGAUAGUUUUAGAAUCAGCUUAUAGUCUGUAUAAUAGAACCUUUUCUGAAUAUCUUGGAGUUGUUUUAAUAUUUGCUGUAUUGGGUACAAUAUUCAACUUUUUAAUUAUUGGAUUUGUUAUGUAUGCACUAAAUGAAGUAGGAGCAUUUGGACCACCAAAAUUGGAUUUUGAUGUCAAAGGAUUUUUGUUAUUCAGUUCACUGAUUGUCGCUGUUGAUCCAGUUGCUGUGUUGGCCAUCUUUCAAGAUAUUGGUGUAGAAUUAGGCUUAUACUAUAUUGUAUUUGGAGAGUCUCUGUUGAAUGAUGCUGUAACUGUUGUACUGUAUGACAUCAUGGAUGCAUUCACUGGGAAGGAAUAUGUAUCUGGAAAAGAAAUUGGAAUCGGUAUCGCAUCCUUUUUCACAGUAAGCCUCGGUGGACUUCUUAUUGGUGUCUUGUAUGGGAUUUUCACAUGUCUAGUAACCCGAAUCAAGAGCCGUUUGAAUGCUUUCACUCUACUGUUGCUUGCUUAUUUUUCCUACAUAAUGGCUGAUUGUGUUGGAUGGUCGGGGAUUAUUUCAAUGAUUGGCUGUGGAUUGGUUCAAGCUGCCUAUGCAUUUCACAAUCUAGAUAGACAUUCAAUUACAAUGGUGAGGAAUCUAACUAAAGUUGUUUCUGAGAUGAGUGAAUCUGUCAUAUUUUUAUUCUUGGGAAUUGAGGUGGUCUCUACCAAACUUGUCUGGCAUACUGGUUAUAUUCUUUGGGCAUUAGUUUGGUGUCUGAUUGCUCGUGCUGUUGUUGUUUUCGGCAUAACAGCUGCAGUCAAUUUAUCCCCUUAUUCUAGAACUAGGAUCAGCUUCACUCAACAGAUAGUUCUGAUUUAUGGAGGAUUGAGAGGAGCUGUAGCCUUUUCACUGGCUGUCCUCAUUCUACCAAGUAAACUUGGACCAAACGGUGUGUACAAUCGUGAAUUAAUUGUAACAACAACCUUGUUUAUUAUUCUAUUCACUGUUGGUUUCAUGGGUAUAACAAUGAAGCCACUUGUCAAGUUAUUAAAAAUUCGUAUGGAAGCUAAACAAAAACUAAGUCUAUUCGAUUCUUUAAAUGACGGAAUAUUUGAUGAAACACUGGCUGGAAUUGAAAGUCUUGUCGGUUCUAAAGGUCGGAACGCUAUACGUGAUUUAAUAAUGCGUCUCGAUGAAAAAUACCUACGUAGAUUUCUACAACGUGAACCUGAUACAUAUGAUCAAAAAAUGCUAAAAGUCUAUGAGAAGAUUGCAUUAAAACUGCAUUAUGCUACAAUGCGACCAAGUAAAACUGAAAUUAUCUUAAAAGAUAUACCUGAAACACUGAAGUAUCGAUUUUUAUCAUCGCAUGUUUCAACAGUAUCAAUACCUGGAUUGAUAAGUGCCAACUGUUCAAUGUUAAAUCUACCUAGCGCAAAUAAAUUAAAUGUACCGAAUAAUGUACUGAAACCUGUUGAGGAACCCAAUCAUAUCGAAUUUGGUACAAAUGCUACAAACCGAAGGCGAUCAUCUACGUUGACUAGUGACAAUUUAGCUCCAGAAGUCAAACAAGUUUUUCGAUAUUCACGUAGACCAAGUUUAGCACCAAAGCAAAAGAGACAGUUAGAUUUUGAUGAAGCCUUUUUGGAUGUAAUGAAGUCACGAAGUCGUGCUUUGAAACAUCAGAUUCAACAGCCUAAUAAUGAUCGCAAUAAAAUUCCAACAAUUGGAACCAAUAAUCAAGCAUACAUAAAUGAAGAGGAUGAAGUGGUCAAUACAUUGAAAACUCUUGAAGAAGAUGAAGAUGACAGCUUCACAGAAGUGUUGACUAACAAUACAGAUGCAACGAGAAUGGUAAAAUUCAAUGUUGAUAUAAAUGAAUCUACCUAUUUAAACAAAGAUAUCAAUGACAGUGAUGAGAAUUGUCAUCGUCUGUGAACAAAAAGCAAACAAUUUUACUCCUUCUAAUUGGAAUGUUUUUUUCAGACAGUAAUAUCUUAGCUAUCAUCAACGAAUUCAGUGCUUCCAUAUAUAUUUUCUUAGAUACAUGUAAAACAAAUAACCAGACGAAUUUUUAAGUUGUUAAAUGUUCAAUCAUUAAUUUAUUGUAUCCGUCGCAGAUAUCUAAACUCCAAUUGUUACAUAGAUAAAUAAGGAGGCACGUAAACAUUCAUAUGCAAAAGGUAACACUAAUAAAGUAAGUACAUCUCAUUACAGUUCACGCUCAACUUUUUACAAUCAUUAGAAUACUAAUUGUAUAUAUGACUAAUAAUUUAAACAAAAAAUGAUUUUCUCACUUUUUCAAGGAAAAUAAUAUCAAGCAUUUUUAAUAUAUUUUUUACUCUAGAUUUAAUAAAGUGAAACUUAAACCCUUACUUACUUUGUUAUUACCCACCUAUUGAUCAAUGAUUAAUGGAUUGACAUUCUAGUGAAGUUUUGAACAUGAUUAGCGUUUUUGCAAUGCAUACAUAUCCUUGUAUAUGAUUUAAAUAUCUUUCUCUGAAAUACAGAUAAAAAGUUUAUAAAUCUUGG